GGCCGCGCCCCCGCGGGCGGGGCUGCGCUCUCACCCGGGUUGGCGCCGUGCCGGGUCCCGCAGCUACCGGCAGGAUGAGGCCGCUGCGCGCCGUGGCCGGGCUGAGUCUGCUGGCGCUGGCUGCAGGUGUAAUUCUGAGGCAGCCCCAAGAGCCCAAAGAGCUGUGGGGAUAUGUGCAAGUUCGAAACAAGGCUCACAUGUUCUGGUGGCUCUACUAUGCAAACAACCCAACCAAAGACUUCACAGAGUUACCUCUCAUCCUGUGGCUUCAGGGAGGUCCAGGAGGUUCAGGCAGUGGAUUUGGGAACUUCGAAGAGAUUGGUCCAUUAGACAAGGAAAUGAAACCAAGAAACACAACCUGGCUGCAGGCAGCCAGUGUCUUGUUUGUGGAUAAUCCUGUGGGUGCUGGAUUCAGUUAUGUGGAUGAUUGCAGCUUGUUUGCCAAGAACCUGAGUGCAGUAGUUUCUGAUAUGAUGGUUUUUCUUAGAGAGUUCUUCACGUGCAGAACAGAAUUCCAGACCAUCCCAUUCUAUAUAUUUUCUGAAUCUUAUGGAGGUAAAAUGGCUGCUGGCAUUGCUUUAGCCCUGCACGAGGCUGUUCAAAAAGGGACCAUAAGGUGCAAUUUUAUGGGGACUGCUCUUGGAGACUCGUGGAUUUCUCCUCUGGACUCUGUGCUGUCUUGGGGGCCCUACCUUUACAGUACUUCUCUCCUCGAUGACAAUGGCCUGGCAGAGGUCACUGCUGUGGCCAAGGAAAUCAUGGUUGCCAUAAACAAAAAUCAGUAUGGGUUGGCCACAGAGCUCUGGGGCAAGGCUGAAGGUGUCAUUGAAGAGAACACAGACAACGUCAACUUCUACAACAUCAUGACCAAGGAUGUUCCAGAAAUGAAAGCAAGUGAACAAGAAAAUUUCCAUCUCAUCAGGCUGUACCAGCGCCACGUCAAAACCAUGGGUAAGGACAGCCUGAAGGACCUGAUGAAUGGCCCCAUCAGAAAGAAGCUGCAGAUCAUCCCUGACUGUGUGCAGUGGGGAGGUCAGUCCAGACAAGUCUUUGAGAACAUGGCUGAGGACUUCAUGAAACCUGUCAUUGAUAUUGUUGAUCAGCUUUUGGCAGCCAAGGUCAAUGUUACAGUCUACAAUGGGCAGCUGGAUCUCAUUGUUGACACCAUGGGCCAGGAGGCGUGGAUCCGGAAGCUGAAGUGGCCUUGCUUGGCCCAGUUCAGCCGGCAGAGGUGGAAGGCUCUCUAUGUGUCUCCAGAAUCUACUGAGACAGCUGCUUUCCACAAGGCCUAUGAGAACUUGGCUUUCUUCUGGAUUCUGAAGGCUGGACACAUGGUACCAUCUGACCAAGGAGAGAUGGCACUGAAGAUGCUCAGGAUGGUGACUCAACAGCAGCACUAGGGAAGGGCAGGCAGCUGCUGUGGUUUCUGCUGGCACUGCGUCUGCAGAACGAGAGUCCAGAACAAGCUGCAGGAGGAACAGUGGCAGCUUGGGCACAGCCCCUCUGGACUUGCUGUAAUGUGCACAAGCCCUUUUGGAAAGGCAUUUUUGCUCCCUUGAAUGAGUUGUUGCUUUUGAUUUAAUUUUUUAAGCUGUGAUUUGCUACCUUAACCCUUUUUCUUAAUGACUUUUCCAGAGGGAAGUCUACUCAUAAACAAGCAGCUCUGAGCCUUUGUCUUGGAAGGAUUUUGUGCUGUUGCACAAAGCUGCUCUUCCCUGAAUGCUUUCUUGUCUGGUCACACACCAAGAUUAAAACUGAUUGGAGUCCUGACAGUUUUGCUGGUUGCUCCUCUCCAAGAGCUAACCUGUUUCAUGAGGCUAUGGAAUGUGCCUUCCUUUGUCCUCAGGCCUCUGCUUGAGUCACCUGGCUGGAUUACAAGCUGAGGACAUGGAGAUGCCAGGAGAGAGGACCUGCUCUAGAGGAAUUCCAGUCUGUCUCAUCUUGCUCAAGUGCCUGAAUUUGGAACCAAAAUUCUUCAGCCUUCCUGUGCUGUGGAGGAGAAAAACACCCCCUCAGAGGAGGGUCUGACCUUUUUCACCUGACCUUGUUUUCAUUCUCCUUACUGACUGCUACCCAAACUUUUAAUGCCCUCUUGUGCAGGGAGCAUCUCAAUGGACAGAAGUCUCUCAAACCCUUCUGAGCUUAGUCUGGAGAGGGGAAAAGAGAGCUUGAUUUGAGCAAUAAUAGCAUCACCCUAAAAGACAUUAGGAAUGUUUGAAAGAAGGGUGCAUGGGCUAAAACCUCUAUCUGGAUCCAUCUUUUUCCAGAGCUGUUUAAGUCCUGCAGAACCUCAUUGCCUGGAAACAUCAGGGGUUUAUGCUCAGUCCAGAGGAGAUCUGGUCAGACAUCAUUUAACUUCUGAGGAGAUCAGUGCUGGCUGCUUGCUGGUGUCUGAUAGGAAGCACAACAGCCUGUUCCAGCUGGCAGAAUCCAAACUAAAUAGCAGCCCCUCAGUUACUCCAGCAGCUGAAACUGUCAUGAAGUGUCUGGUUAGUGUUGGCUUAGCGAGGGCUGAGGCAUAGUGCUGGGUAAACACCCAGAGUUGCCCAGCAGCUGGAGUAUUGGCACCUCAUAAUGGCUUUCCUCCCUUGUUCUCUGCUGAGCUGUAUCCUUCAGAACUUCAGCAAUACCAAUGCUCUUUUCCCUUCUUUUAAACCACUCUCUUUCAAUAAAUGCAGUAGGUCUCAUUCA
Molecule: messenger RNA, 2691 nt
Organism: Pogoniulus pusillus (Red-fronted tinkerbird)
Lineage: Eukaryota; Metazoa; Chordata; Aves; Piciformes; Lybiidae
Gene: SCPEP1
Product: serine carboxypeptidase 1
Exons: 13
Coding region: 75-1400 (441 amino acids)
Biological process (GO): proteolysis
Molecular function (GO): serine-type carboxypeptidase activity
Source: RefSeq, a predicted model, not a curated record